AUGACUGAGUGUAAACCUGUUGAUACACCAGUAGAAUACAAUGCGAAACUCGGUAAUAAGAAUGAUAGAAUUCCUGUUAAUAAAGAAAGGUAUCAGCGGUUAGUUGGGAAGUUAAUAUACUUAUCUCACACAAGACCAGAUAUUUCUUAUGCAGUAAGUGCUGUGAGUCAGUUUAUGCAAGCUCUUUGUGAGGAUCAUAUGACAACAGUUAAACAUAUUCUUUGGUAUCUAAAAGGAACUUCUGGUAAAGGCCUAAUGUUCAGGAAAACUGAUAAACGAUCUGUUGAAGGCUACACUAAUUCUGACUGGGCAGGGUCUGUUGUUGAUAGAAAAUCGAUAUCUGGGUCUUGUACGUUUAUCUGGGGAAAUCUAGUCACUUGGAGAAGUAAGAAACAAGGAGUUGUUGCUAGAAGUAGUGCUGAGGCUGAGUAUCGGGCCAUGAGUCUAGGGAUUUGUGAAGAAAUCUGGUUGAAGAAAGUAUUAUCAGAUCUCCAGCAAGAUAAUGAGCUUCCAAUUAAAUUGUUUUUUGAUAAUAAAGCUGCUAUCAGUAUUGCAAACAACCCAGUUCAACAUGACAGAACUAAAUAUGUAGAGAUAGACAGACACUACAUUAAGGAGAGGUUGGAUAGUGGAAACAUAUGCAUCCCUUAUAUUCCUUCAAACCAACAAGUUGCUGAUGUUUUUGACCUUAUUGCCCAUGAUGUUGAUCAUGUUGAGUUGUCUGAUAUUUUGAUUACUGCCUAUACUAAAACCAUUGUUGAUAAUGUUGAACCGAUUGUCUCCUCCGUUAUUGGAAAUACUACCCCCGUCAAAAUUAUUGCGUCAGUUGAUGCUUUUCAUAUUUAUGUCCCCACAUAG
Molecule: messenger RNA, 858 nt
Organism: Benincasa hispida (wax gourd)
Lineage: Eukaryota; Viridiplantae; Streptophyta; Magnoliopsida; Cucurbitales; Cucurbitaceae
Source: RefSeq, a predicted model, not a curated record